Messenger RNA from Notechis scutatus (mainland tiger snake), 779 nucleotides. RefSeq names its product replication protein A3 (gene RPA3). Gene Ontology annotation, cellular component: nucleus; site of double-strand break; DNA replication factor A complex. NCBI's taxonomy places the organism in Eukaryota, Metazoa, Chordata, Lepidosauria, Squamata, Elapidae. Gene Ontology annotation, molecular function: damaged DNA binding; single-stranded DNA binding. The record is from RefSeq and is a predicted model, not a curated record. Gene Ontology annotation, biological process: mismatch repair; base-excision repair; nucleotide-excision repair.
GGCGAUACGCUCGCUCUCUGGCACGAGAGCGGGAGUCAAGUUUUUUUUCCCGCCAAGGCCAACAGCCGAGGGGUUCACCUGGAUUUCCUUCUGCAAUGGCCGAUAUAUUAGAAGGUUCCCGCGUUCGUGUCAGCGCGAGUCAAUUGUCGCAAUACAUCGGAAAGCCUGUCUGUUUCGUGGGACGCCUUGAAAAGAUUCAUCAAUCUGGGAAAUUCUUCUUUCUAUCUGAUGGAGAAGGAAAAAAUGCAGCAAUUGAGCUAAAUACACCUCUUGAAGAAGAGAUCUCUGGUAUUAUUGAAGUAGUAGGAAGAGUUACAAAUCAAUUGAGUAUCGUAUGUUCAUCAUAUAUACAAUUCAAAGAAGAUAAAAACAUGUUUGAUCUUUCAAUGUACAAUGAAGCUGUAAAAGUUAUCCAUGAAUUUCCUGAAUACUACCCUUUCAGUACUGAUGUAUGACUGAUGCUUAUCUUGAUAUUGUGAGAUCCUUUUAUAUUGUUUAUUGAAGAAAACUAUGAAGAGCGUCCGUGAGGAACAACUUUUUCUAAUUUGUGUGUCUACCAUAUGUCUCAAACUUUUGAAUUUAUAUUUGUUUUCCUAUUAGUGGACUUCAGUGGACAGUAUCUUUAAUGUAAACAUUUUGAGAUACAUAUAUGUAUGUAAAAAAUACUCAAAAGAAGUUUCACUGAGCAAAUCACACUUCUACUACAAUAAAGGCUCAGCCUGACUUGAGUAUGCAAAGCUUGGAAAGAAUGGCAAAGUUGCUUAUCUCCUACAUAUGAA